This is a messenger RNA of Manis pentadactyla (Chinese pangolin), 1121 nucleotides long. It is a transcript of the gene S100A11, whose product is annotated as S100 calcium binding protein A11. Gene Ontology annotation, cellular component: cytoplasm. The record is from RefSeq and is a predicted model, not a curated record. The transcript is spliced from 4 exons. NCBI's taxonomy places the organism in Eukaryota, Metazoa, Chordata, Mammalia, Pholidota, Manidae. Gene Ontology annotation, molecular function: calcium-dependent protein binding; calcium ion binding. Gene Ontology annotation, biological process: regulation of cell population proliferation. The coding region runs from base 1 to 609 and encodes 202 amino acids.
AUGGGCUCAUACAUGGAAAACACCCACCGACACAGAGAGAGGCUUCCUGCCGAAGACCGCUAUGCAGCACGUUUAAAUAAGAAAAGUCAACAGGACAAGAAGAUCAGACGGUGUAGAGAGGACGAGGGGGGUUUGGGGGGCCACGGGGAGGGACGCGGGGCGGGGCUUGGGGAGGGGCGGGGAGCAGGGCGUGGGGCUCUGGGCUCUGGCGGGGCAGAAGCGGAAGCCCGAGCUUCCUGCGUAAAGCUUGCCGCGCCGCCCCCGGGUCGCAGCCAACUCGCCUCGCUCCACUCCGACACGGCAAAAAUGUCUGGCCCUACAGAGACUGAGCGGUGCAUCGAGUCUCUGAUUGCUGUUUUCCAGAAGUAUGCUGGAAAGGAUGGUAACAACUGCAAACUCUCCAAAACCGAGUUCCUAACCUUCAUGAACACAGAACUGGCAGCCUUCACAAAGAACCAGAAGGACCCUGGUGUCCUUGACCGUAUGAUGAAGAAACUGGACCUCAACUGUGAUGGGCAGCUAGAUUUCCAAGAAUUUCUCAAUCUUAUUGGAGGCAUGGCUAUAGCUUGCCAUGACUCCUUUAUCAUGUCUGCCCGUUUCCAGAAGUAAAUCUGAGGAGCAAGCCCUUGGGCAUGGCAUCCAGAUUACCCCUUUCCUUUCAGCCUCCCAAUCAUCACCUACUCUUCACACCCUAUGUACCCGAAGCCUGGCACACCUGCCACCCCUUGCAGGCCACUCCUGCUGGCAGUAAUAAAACUAUAUCAUUUUUUUAAAGCACCCAUUAGAAAGUCAGUACAUUUGUGCCAGGGAGGGAAGGAAUGGGAAGAAUGUAAAUUCAAUUGAUGGAAGCAGUUCUCAGAAGCUGCAUAGUAAAUAGUAAAAAUACAUCUUGGGUGUAUCUGUAAUCAUAACUUAACAUCACAGAAUCAUCUCUAAAUUACACUGAUGAAGAGGUGUCACUUGGCAUUGUUUACCCCUGCUACAGGCACUGUCAUGAGCUCUGAGGAUACAGUCAGCAAGACAAGGUCCUUCCUUCACUGAGCUUACUUUCUGGUUGGGGAGAAAAAAAAAGAAUGAACAAAUAAAGGACUCCACGAAUGUGAGGAAUCCUAUGGAGGAAA